Molecule: messenger RNA, 1088 nt
Organism: Trichosurus vulpecula (common brushtail)
Lineage: Eukaryota; Metazoa; Chordata; Mammalia; Diprotodontia; Phalangeridae
Product: heterogeneous nuclear ribonucleoproteins C1/C2-like
Exons: 2
Coding region: 197-1006 (269 amino acids)
Cellular component (GO): nucleus
Molecular function (GO): RNA binding
Source: RefSeq, a predicted model, not a curated record
GAGGAGACUGAGACAGGGACAGAGAAGUAGUAGUAACCGUUGAAGACGCUAUCUGGAGCAGUAGUCCGUUUCUUUACCGCUGUCGGAUCGGGGAGGCGGAGAUUCAGAAUCCAACCUUUUCUCCCUCUCCCCACCGGUGAGAUUUUUUUGAUCUUCAGCUAUACUUGUGGCUGUUUGACCCUUGCCAUCAAACACCAUGGCCAGCAAUGUCACCAACAAGACUGACCCCCGUUCCAUGAACUCCCAUGUCUUCAUUGGGAAUCUCAACACUCUGGUUGUUAAGAAGACUGAUGUCGAAGCCAUUUUCUCCAAGUAUGGCAAGAUUGUGGGCUGCUCCGUUAAUAAGGGUUUUGCCUUUGUUCAGUAUGUUAAUGAGCGAAAUGCCUGUGCUGCUGUGGCAGGAGAGGGUGGCAGAAUGAUUGCUGGCCAGGUGCUAGAUAUUAAUCUGGCUGCAGAGCCAAAAGUGAACCGAGGAAAAGCAGGUGUGAAGCGUUCUGCAGCGGAGAUGUACGGCUCUUCCUUUGACCUGGAUUAUGAUUUUCAACGAGAUUAUUAUGACAGGAUGUACAGUUACCCAGCCCGUGUACCACCUCCUCCUCCCAUUGCUCGUGCAGUGGUGCCCUCCAAACGCCAGCGUGUAUCAGGAAACACUUCCCGCAGAGGCAAAAGUGGCUUUAAUUCCAAGAGUGGGCAGCGGGGCUCUUCAUCCAAAUCUGGCAAAUUGAAAGGUGAUGAUCUUCAGACAAUUAAGAAGGAGUUGACCCAGAUAAAACAGAGAGUGGAUUCUUUAUUGGAGAGCCUGGAAAAAAUUGAGAAAGAACAAAGCAAACAAACAGUAGAGAUGAAGAAUGAUAAGUCAGAAGAGGAGCAGAGCAGCAGCUCCCUGAAGAAAGAUGAGACUAAUGUGAAGAUGGAGUCUGAGGGGGGUGCAGAUGACUCUGCUGAGGAGGGGGACCUACUGGAUGAUGAUGAUAAUGAAGAUCGGGGGAUGACCAGCUGGAGUUGAUCAAGGAUGAUGAAAAAGAAGCUGAAGAAGGAGAGGAUGACAGAGACAGCACCAAUGGCGAGGACGACUCUUAAGCACAUGU